ACAUUUAGGAACCAUCGCUAAGCGACGAAGACAAAUUUCCGUUCUCUCUGAAUUGAAUUUGCGCGUGCGCGGAAAUCUACACGUGAAGCUAACGCUUGAACUAGCGACUAGUUUAAACGUCCGUAGCAGCGUAAAGCCAAACCUGUGAAUUUCACGUUUUGUUGUUCUCCUCUCGCCUAGCAGAAAGGACGUACUCCUCAGUGAAGCAUUUCGCCGAGAGGGACGAAAUAUCAACACAAGUAUUUUUCCACAAUGAAUGAAGCCCCAGUGAACCCGAAGGCCUACCCGCUGGCCGACGCCACGCUCACCAAAACCAUCCUGGACUUGGUGCAGCAAGCCUCCAACUACAAGCAGCUGAGGAAGGGGGCCAAUGAAGCCACAAAGACCCUGAACAGAGGAAUUGCUGAAUUCAUCGUCAUGGCAGCUGAUUCCGAGCCGCUGGAGAUCAUCCUCCAUCUGCCGUUGCUGUGCGAGGACAAGAACGUCCCGUACGUGUUCGUGCGUUCCAAACAGGCCCUGGGCCGCGCCUGCGGGGUCUCGCGUCCCGUCAUCGCCACCUCCGUCACCAUCAAGGAGGGUUCUCAGCUCAAACCCCAGAUCCAGACGGUUCAAAUGGCAAUUGAGAGACUACUCAUAUAAUUUUUUUUUUUUUUUUUUUUUGCACUUCUUCCAAAAAGAAAAGUUGCAAGUCUCAACUUAGACGUAACCAUGUUGUGAAAACUGUGGGGUGAGAGGAUAGUUUUUCUUUUAUUGUUGAACCACUUACGCCCGUUUAUUUUUUGUCAUGCAAUCGCCUGAUUCAUAAUAAAAUAUUUUCAACAUU
Syngnathoides biaculeatus (alligator pipefish) is the source of this 823-nucleotide messenger RNA. It is a transcript of the gene snu13b, whose product is annotated as SNU13 homolog, small nuclear ribonucleoprotein b (U4/U6.U5). Bases 253 to 639 code for a protein of 128 amino acids. Gene Ontology annotation, cellular component: box C/D methylation guide snoRNP complex; small-subunit processome; U4/U6 x U5 tri-snRNP complex. The record is from RefSeq and is a predicted model, not a curated record. NCBI's taxonomy places the organism in Eukaryota, Metazoa, Chordata, Actinopteri, Syngnathiformes, Syngnathidae. Gene Ontology annotation, biological process: ribosome biogenesis; maturation of SSU-rRNA; mRNA splicing, via spliceosome. The transcript is spliced from 3 exons. Gene Ontology annotation, molecular function: RNA binding.